ACAGGGUUCUUAACAUCAAUCAUCAAAAAUUAUUAAACAAACACUCGCUUUAAUAAAUAUAAUGAGCAUUAGUUCGAGUGAUACGGAAUCGUCGUCUAACCACACGGAUAGUACACUACAGGCGUCGCCCACAUCUAAAUUAGCGCCCAGAUUAAGUUUUGAGCGAUGGACUCGUCGUAUGCGAUCACCCAAUGGCCACGUCUGGAGGUUUGUGGGCCUAUCGGUGGUCGUCAUCGCAUGUCUCCUAAGUCUGGUCGUACUUAUGCUAAAACGAGAUGCCAUCCGCCCAAAUGCCAACCUGUGUCUGACGACUGACUGCAUAACCGCGGCGUCGGAUCUGCUGAAGAGUAUGGACCGGACAGUCGACCCGUGCGAUGACUUCUUUGACUACGCCUGCGGCGGAUGGACUCAAUUCAAUACCAUCGAUGAGGACGAGUCCCGGACCGACACUUUCACUGUUAUGCGCAAUGAUUUAACCGAUAAGAUCAGAAUAAUACUCGAGACACCCGUCGCCGACAACGAGACCAAUACCACCAAAAAAGCUAAGAUUUUAUACAAGUCGUGUAUCGACGAGGAUCUCAUUGAACAGAGAGGUGGCCGGCCUUUACAAAGUCUGCUCGAUGACCUAGGUGGUUGGCCUCUUUUAAAGCACCAGCACAACCAACACCAACAACAACAUCAGUCUGGGUCGCAAAUCAAGCAUAAUCUCUCAUCAACAAAUGAUUGGGUA
Molecule: messenger RNA, 730 nt
Organism: Medioppia subpectinata
Lineage: Eukaryota; Metazoa; Arthropoda; Arachnida; Sarcoptiformes; Oppiidae
Source: the annotation of a GenBank genome assembly